GAGAAACGGCUUAAAGCUGAGAUCUGCAGACAUUUGUGAGCACAUGAGCAGAGCAGCCAGAGUGGGAACAAAGAACAGAAAGAGAGCACGCUAAUCAGCAUCGAAAAGAUGGCGUCACUUUACGGGAACCUGGUUGUGAUUCUCUUUUUCGUCUCUCCCACAAUGCACUCCCACCUCUUUGCUCAUGCUUCCACGUCUUCCCCACCUAUUACUCGCAAACGGAUCACAUUCCUGACUGGCCUGGGCAUAGAGAACGACAGCAAUGACUACGAAGACCACACCUCUCCUCCAAAAGUGGUGCCCUCUGUCAGAAAUCCCCGUUUGUUCAGUGAGAGCGCCUUCUGUCUGUACGACCCCUGCUUGGAGAAUCAGGAGCCCUGUGAAGUUCUCAGAGAAAAAACUGGGUGCCUCUGCCCUGGCAGGACCGGUGAGGACACCACUCCUCAUGCUCCGCGAAUCCAAGCGCUGCUGCCGAUCACUGAAGGGGAAGACACGGGGAAGAUAGAGGUGCAGUGGUGUGCUCCCAACUCUGUGGUUAAUUCCUACAGGGUGACUAUAGAGGGAACUGCUGAUGUUACCAAGGAGUUUGGGGAGGAAUCGCGACGAGGCUUGGUGGGAUACUUGGAGGUGGGGACGAAGGUUUGCGUGGAAGCGAAGAACAAGGCAGGACACAGCAGUCCCACAGACUUCUCCUGCACGAGGUACGAACGUCCUGAGUCCUCUGACCACAAACUGCUGGCCGGCGCCAUAGGAGGAGGAGUCGCCUUCAUUUUGCUUCUCACCAUAAUAGCUGUGGUCCUCUGUCGACGACAAAUGUGUCAAAAGGCAAAGCGGGAAUCUGUCACUGGACUGGGAAACCCCUCUUACAAAUCAGAAAGACCAUCCUGAUCGAGACAAGGAGAGCGUGGACUGUACUAUCCAGUUAAACUAAUUAAUAAUGAAAGAUAGUUCUUUGUAGUGCCUCUUAUAAUAAAUAUGUUGUUUGAACUCCUGUUUCAAGGGGUCUGCUGAUGAUCGUGCAAAAGAUCAGUGGAAUAUGCGUAACAUUUGUUGUUUUACUGAUAGUACUAUAGGUUUGUUUGCAGGCAAAUUAACCUUUUUAGAUUAAUUUUACAGUAUUGUGUUGUUGUUGUUUUACAGCUAAACUUACAUAUUAAUUAUUGGUUUUAGACGGUUGACCAAAAUCAUUCUAAUAAAGUUAUUUUUUUUAAUAAAAACUCAGAUGAUUUACUUGAUUUUU
Messenger RNA from Fundulus heteroclitus (mummichog), 1240 nucleotides. RefSeq names its product leucine-rich repeat neuronal protein 4. Lineage: Eukaryota; Metazoa; Chordata; Actinopteri; Cyprinodontiformes; Fundulidae. The record is from RefSeq and is a predicted model, not a curated record. The transcript is spliced from 2 exons. The coding region runs from base 109 to 888 and encodes 259 amino acids.